AGUGUUUGUGUACAUGCCGCACAAAACCCCGCCUCCUCCGGUACGAGCCGCCUCCGUGCCUGGCAUCAGUCUCCACCUCCCACCCCGGGUGUCACGCCCCCUUUUAUUGCCAAGUCAAGAGGACAGAUCCUGUGUGUGAUCAUAGAGAGCAAUGAGGAAUCUACUGCUGAACGCUAUCGUGGCGGUGUGUCCUCCGGGACAGGGCAUCGGCCUGAAUGGGACCCUACCAUGGCCUCUGCUCAGAAACGAAUUUAAGCAUUUUCAACGGCUGACCAUGACACCAACUACAGAAGGCAAGCAAAAUGUAGUGAUAAUGGGCAAGAGGACAUGGUUCUCUAUACCAGAGAAGAAUCGACCAUUGAAAGAAAGAAUAAAUAUUGUUCUAAGCAGAGAGCUCACCGAACCUCCGAAUGGUGCUCACUAUCUAGCCAAGAGUUUAGAUGAGGCUAUUCACCUUCUGAAGACACCAGAAAUGAAAGGGAAGAUUGAUCUAAUCUGGAUUAUUGGGGGAAGCUCAUUGUAUAAGGAAGUUAUGGACAAACCUGUUAGCCAGAGGCUGUUUAUAACCAAAAUUCAGCAAGAAUUUGAGUGUGACACAUUUCUACCAGACCUUGAUCUCCAGUCAUACAAGCUGCUGCCAGAGUAUCCGGGUAUAUCUUCUGAAAUGCAGGAAGAAAACGGAAUUCAGUACAAGUUUGAAGUAUAUGAAAAGAUGUUAUAAUUUGUUUACUGUAAAUUUGCACAAUAAAGAUUUUUUGCUGUUU
Molecule: messenger RNA, 764 nt
Organism: Rana temporaria (common frog)
Lineage: Eukaryota; Metazoa; Chordata; Amphibia; Anura; Ranidae
Gene: DHFR
Product: dihydrofolate reductase
Exons: 6
Coding region: 152-721 (189 amino acids)
Biological process (GO): tetrahydrofolate biosynthetic process; dihydrofolate metabolic process; glycine biosynthetic process
Cellular component (GO): mitochondrion
Molecular function (GO): dihydrofolate reductase activity; NADP binding
Source: RefSeq, a predicted model, not a curated record